Messenger RNA from Penicillium atrosanguineum, 1557 nucleotides. Its product is annotated as cytochrome P450. The transcript is spliced from 4 exons. Bases 1 to 1557 code for a protein of 518 amino acids. NCBI's taxonomy places the organism in Eukaryota, Fungi, Ascomycota, Eurotiomycetes, Eurotiales, Aspergillaceae. Gene Ontology annotation, molecular function: monooxygenase activity; iron ion binding; heme binding. The record is from RefSeq and is a predicted model, not a curated record.
AUGAGCUUAAAAAUGGCUGUAAUCGUGGCUAUUGCCUUAUGCCUAUAUAGUAUCGCCCUGGUCAUCUACCGCCUGUUCUUCCAUCCACUUGCGAAAUACCCGGGUCCUCGUCUAGCAGCCAUAACACAUUGGUAUUCAGCCUACUAUGCCUGGCAGGGAGACCUUCAUAUUAUCAGUCGGGAGUGGCACGAUCGCUACGGAGACAUAGUCCGAUUCGGCCCCAACGCCCUUACUUUCAACAGUCAUACAGGAAUGGAAACCAUCUAUGCCGUCCGAGCAAAUGUGGUAAAAUCUGAAGGCUACAGCUCAUUGAGUGCCAGUCGGCACACUCCAAACACCCUCACUGCUACCGAUAAAACCACUCACGGAUUCAAGCGCCGCAUCCUUGCUCAAGUAUUCUCUACCGAAGGGAUUAAAGCCAUCGAAGAUCGUCUUCUGACAAAUGUCCGCGAUUUUGUCGACUUGCUUGGUAAGAAAGGAGACGAGUUUGGGAAUGUAAAGCCUGGGCUCGAGUCCAAGGACAGUGACUGGUCACAAACAAAGCAUUUAGCCCCGAUGUGUGACUGGGUGACUUUCGAUGUUAUCGGUGAUCUUUGUUAUGGAAGGGACUUUGAUAUGCUGCACUUGCCUGAUAUGCGAUGGUUCCCGUCAGUGGUCCUGAAGAUUACGCAGCGCAGUAUGACGACACUUGUCCAACCGAAGUUCUGCAAUUUGAAGAUUGACCAGUUCUUCAUGUCAUCCAAGUUCAACGAUAUUGUGAAUGCUGGUACUCGGAUUCGUGAGCGCUCUGAGGCCCGCCAACUCCUCGGAAAUGACAUCGAGCAAAAAGAUUUGUUCUAUCAUAUGAUGAAUACAGCGGAUCCUAAAACGGGGAAUAACUUUACUCCCAAGGACCUCUGGGUGGAAUCAAUGCUCUUGAUGACUGCCGGUGCGGACACCACUGCUACAGCAAUGGCUGGCACAUUCUUCCACCUCGCGCACAAGCCCGAUCUACUUGCACGUCUAGUGCGUGAGCUUCGCACUACGUUCACAGAUGAAGAAGACAUCUGUAUGGGACCGGAGCUCAACUCUUGUGAACUGUUGCAAGCAUGCAUUAACGAGACAAUGCGCCUCGCUCCAUCCGUCUCUACCACAAUCCCCCGUACUGUGCUAGAGGGCGGUAUAUUGAUUGACCAGGAAUAUCUCCCCGCAGGAACUAUGGUCGGAACAACCACUUACGCUAUCCACCGCAACCCGAAUUACUUCAGAUCUCCCGAUGAAUAUUACCCGGACCGAUGGAUAGUCAACCCGGAGACAGGAGUGGAUGAGGAAAGCAUCAAGACCGCCAAACAGGCCUUUAUUCCAUUCAGUACUGGAGCAAGGUCUUGUGUCGGAUGGAAGCUCGCCUGGACCGAGCUGAAUGUUACCAUUGCCCGAGUGUUAUUCCGAUAUGAUAUGCGCUUGGCGCCCGAUGCUCGGUGCUGUGGUGGGAAGCGAAACGAUUGUGAAUUCAGAUUGAAGGGGUGGGUGACAUCAGCGGUGGAGGGGCCCUGGGUGCAAUUCCGACCUCGCACUUGA